This is a messenger RNA of Radiomyces spectabilis, 733 nucleotides long. RefSeq lists its product as uncharacterized. The transcript has a single exon. The record is from RefSeq and is a predicted model, not a curated record. The coding region runs from base 159 to 446 and encodes 95 amino acids. Gene Ontology annotation, biological process: base-excision repair, AP site formation. Gene Ontology annotation, molecular function: mismatch base pair DNA N-glycosylase activity. NCBI's taxonomy places the organism in Eukaryota, Fungi, Mucoromycota, Mucoromycetes, Mucorales, Radiomycetaceae.
UGGCCAUGCUUGACAGGAAGUGGUAGGAUAAAAAUAGAGAUAUUUAAUUGACAAGGGGAAGAAGAUUGGCUUACAGUGGGGGAAAACUUUUAGGCCUUGUGAAUCGCAAAGUGACAUUUCUAGAUGAUGUUCAUUUGCCGGAAGAGUUCCGUUUGGGCAUGACGAAUCUGACGAAUCGGGCAUCCCGAAGAGCCAACGAUCUGACCAUGGAGGAACAAAGAAAAGGCAUUCCGACACUGACGGCCAAAUUUCGUCACUACCGACCUCGAGUGGCCUGUUUCGUUGGCAAGGGAAUGUAUGAAAUCUACAAUGGCGGUAAAUGUAUGCUCGGAUUACAAGAAAAGACAGUGCCGUGGGAUAACGGGCAAGGAGUGACUCGAUUGUUUGUGAUGCCCAGCACCAGUGGCAUCGUUUCGGCAUACCAAAAACCCGACAAGUUAAAGUAAGUGAUCAUAAAGAGAAUAUAAAAAGCCCUCUUUUGUGAAUGUAUGCUGCGGAAAAAGAUCAACCACUCAAACUUUUCUCUAUUUUACAUGAACAGAUUCUUCCAGGAGCUGUGUGCUAUAGCAACGGAAGAAGAUGCCAAAUAUCCUCCCGUCGAAAUCAAAUGUAAAAAGGAAGAAGAAUCAUCAAAUACACUGUAAAUAAAGAAGAAGAAAAAGGUUCACGUUGUAAUAAAAACAAAAAUACAAGAUGCACGGUAUAUGAACCUUUGGGGCAACAGAUGAACAAU